GCCUGAUACAGUUCGCAUUCUCCCAAUAGGUGAAUGUGUUCGCUGACAACAGAGAGAUUAUUUGAUAGUAUUAUUUCAAAUCCAAAUCACGGGUGCGACUAUAUAUAUGCAUUAUUUGUUUCGCUUUUAUUUUGAAGGUGGCGAAAGCAUAGCAUACCAAGCAUAACACAAUACAAAAUCGGAACAAUCGUGGUGGCGGCUGGCUUGACUUCGUUUUUCCGUGUGGACUAUGGAGGCAGAUUUUUUAAUUGUGUUAAAACACAGCUCCGUAUGACAUUAGAUUUGGUCUUCCUCCAGCGGAAGUUUAGGGUUGCCAAGCAACCCUUUGUGGUCCGCGGCAAUGCUCUGGAAGUGCAACGCUCGUGAGUCUUUUGGGUAAAUCGUCAAUUAAUACUAAAUACACGCGUCGGUGUGUUCAACGCUGGACAAAAUUUUGCGUCAGGUAACAACCUACUACCUGCUUUAAUUAAAACGAUGUUAAGUAGUUUUGUUCAUAGUUUCUCAAAUUGCACUUGUUAGUUUUACGAGCCGGUCGUUAUUUAUUUUUCCGCGUCAAAUGAAUGAUUGCAUGUUAUCGUACCUAAUGUUGUGGUUUUAUUGCUAACUAUCAGUCUGGAUGGAGAGAGCCGAAGAGCAAUUCGCAGUCGGGGAGGGGUGGGUGGAGGCAGAAGAGAAGCAUAACGAGCUGCUUGUUGACAGUGAACAAGAGGAGGCCGACGUUGUAGCAAAUAUGUCUCCUUCACGGCCAGGAUCAGAACCUGUUGAUGUGGGCCAACAGUCUCAGGCCGACAACACUGGUGCUGAUGGAGACACUGCUGCAACUGGACUUACUGGUCUUGAACAGGACAAUACUUCCCGGGUUGGGUCACCAAGCCACUUUGUAAACUCAUCAGAGGACAUGGACGAAGAACCACUGAUGGAGGAAGAAGUUGAACUGAUUGUUCUUGAUUCUGAACAUCCUCUGGUUGCAAAGAAGCAAGCUGCGCUGAAGAAUCAACUAAUCAAGGAGCUGGAGAGGCUCACACUGGAUCUAAGGGAAGAGUUGGGAAUUGAGAAGGCAGAGGCGAGCCAAACAGAAGAAAUAUACGUGCAGUUGUUCAGGGAACAGGAGAGGCUCAAACGACUCCAGACAAGACUAGAUGGCCAACAGCAGACCAAGAUCUUGGCUGAAGGCAAACAUCGACAGGUGCAAGAGGAACUUGAGGUGGUUAGAUCUAGCCAGUCCAGCACUACCAGCCAGCGCAACAAGGAGAGGGCCAAUGUAUCCAACCUACAAACAGAACUGGACAAACUGAACUCACACCUCAACUUCACACAAGAAGUCAGUGAAGAUCUGCAUUCUAAUGUCAAAGCCAUGAAGAAUGUCACUCGCAAAACAGCAGCUACGAAGUCCCAAGUCGAAGAGCAAAAACUCAAACAGGACAUGUAUGUGGAGCACCUCACAAAGGGCUUGGAGCGAGUGACACAACAGAAGGAUAUGUAUGAGGUCCAGACCAAAGCCCAGGCAGAGACAACGGCGGCAACCAAGGAGGCUCUUUCUGAAGCGGAAAUGCAAAUGGUGUCUCUGGCGAUGUCACAGAAACAGCUUUUACAGCAUUGGAACAGGAGCCUGGUGGAUUUGAGGAGGCGAGAUGAAGACUUCAGAGCAAUGCAGGAGGCUAUUCGCAUGGCUGAGCACCAAGUGAUCGUGCUGGACAGCGAAAUUGAGGGUAUGAAAAAAUCCAUCUCUGAGCUACAGGAGGAAAGUGAAACUUUGACCAUGCUGCUUAACUGCACCGAUAUGGACUGCGACGUCUCCAAGAAGAUGAUCAGUCAGAAGCAGAGCCAGCAUGAAAUUCUGCUGGCCGAGUACAGCAUCUACCUCCGUGCUCUGGGGCAGACUGAGCGGAUGCUUGCAGAACUCACCAAGGAGGACAACACUCUUCAGGCUGAGGUCGCUGAUCAGAGACGAAAGUUGGAGAAAAACAAAGAUAAGCACUUGGAGUUAGAAAACAGCAUCAUGACUCAAAUGCUGCAGACGUUCAUGGACAACAAGGCUGCUCAGUAUUAUCAGCGACUUACCAACAAGAAAGCUUCCCUCAAAAAGGAGAAGGUCUAUCAGUUGUGGCAUUUAGAGAGUGAAGUAAUGGCCGCAAAGGUGGAAAGUAAAGUGAUUGACGAGAAACUGGAAAACUUGGCCCGAUCUCAGAAGGAGCUCGAUGAAGAAAUCACCAAGUACAACAAGGUGGUCGCAUCAAAUCAGGCUGAGAGCUCCUCCAUUGAUGCACUUAUCACACAGAAACAGACUGCUAUCGCUAACUACAACAAAAAAAAGGAUCUCAUUGCAGCUCGCACUGGGCAUGAAGACUUCAGUCCUCUGCAAAUCAAAGUUGCAGCAAUAAAGACUCAAACUGAGGAAUUAGCGGAAAAAAUCAAGAAUGAUCAGCAGCUGUGGCUGAGGCUUCAGGGAACACUUGUGGGACUGACCCUGGAGAUUCAGGCAUACAACAAGGAGUACAACAAGCUUCAGGCAAAGUACACUGUGACCUGUCAAAAGAAGAUUUAUCUGGAGCGCCAUCUUGAAGUUGUCCACCGUGAGGAGAAUGAGGUGGAGAAGAGCAAUAAGAUGCUUCAAAGAGACCUGCUAAAGCUCAACACGCUUGUGAGCAAAAACACGCAGCUGCGCGAUGCUUUGGAGCAGGAGAACGCUGCGAUAGAGACUGACUUCCUUCACAAACUCAAGGAGGCAGAGCGGGAAUCUAUCGAGAUGGAGUGUAAACUGGAGAAGACCCGGGGGGAAAAAGAGAAACUCCUCAGAAGUUUAGUGGAGGCUGAGCGACAGAUCAUGCUGUGGGAAAAGAAGACUCAGCUUAUGAAAGAGACACGUUUAGUUGUGGAAGAGGGUCAUGGAGACAUCCAGAUAACCAAAGAUGACAUUCACCGGAUGGAGGUCUAUCAGUUGUGGCAUUUAGAGAGUGAAGUAAUGGCCGCAAAGGUGGAAAGUAAAGUGAUUGACGAGAAACUGGAAAACUUGGCCCGAUCUCAGAAGGAGCUCGAUGAAGAAAUCACCAAGUACAACAAGGUGGUCGCAUCAAAUCAGGCUGAGAGUUCCUCCAUUGAUGCACUUAUCACACAGAAACAGACUGCUAUCGCUAACUACAACAAAAAAAAGGAUCUCAUUGCAGCUCGCACUGGGCAUGAAGACUUCAGUCCUCUGCAAAUCAAAGUUGCAGCAAUAAAGACUCAAACUGAGGAAUUAGCGGAAAAAAUCAAGAAUGAUCAGCAGCUGUGGCUGAGGCUUCAGGGAACACUUGUGGGACUGACCCUGGAGAUUCAGGCAUACAACAAGGAGUACAACAAGCUUCAGGCAAAGUACACUGUGACCUGUCAAAAGAAGAUUUAUCUGGAGCGCCAUCUUGAAGUUGUCCACCGUGAGGAGAAUGAGGUGGAGAAGAGCAAUAAGAUGCUUCAAAGAGACCUGCUAAAGCUCAACACGCUUGUGAGCAAAAACACGCAGCUGCGCGAUGCUUUGGAGCAGGAGAACGCUGCGAUAGAGACUGACUUCCUUCACAAACUCAAGGAGGCAGAGCGGGAAUCUAUCGAGAUGGAGUGUAAACUGGAGAAGACCCGGGGGGAAAAAGAGAAACUCCUCAGAAGUUUAGUGGAGGCUGAGCGACAGAUCAUGCUGUGGGAAAAGAAGACUCAGCUUAUGAAAGAGACACGUUUAGUUGUGGAAGAGGGUCAUGGAGACAUCCAGAUAACCAAAGAUGACAUUCACCGGAUGGAGCGGCAGCUCAAUCAGCUGAUGAAGCAGCGGGAGCAGCUAGUGAAGGAGAGUGUCAUAGUCGUGGAAAGGAGAGGAAACAUCAUCGAGCGCAAUGAUGCCCUGGCCCGAAGCACGAAAAAGCUAAUUACGAAGGGAACGCUAAAUCUCAUCAAUGAUGGCUUACGGCGCAAAAUAAAAGAAUCACAGAGGAUGGUCAAAGAGUGGGACCAGGAGCUCAAAGAACUACAAGAGAGCCGGUUGAAUCUGAGCAACAUUGUUGCACAUCAGAAGCAGCAGCUGCUGAACCUGUCUGGCACCAGUCGUGACCUUGAGACUGAUCUGGAAAAAAUUCAGGAUGCCAAAAACAGGGACCAAGCUUACCUAAUGGAAUUUCAGAGCAAGGCUAAGAAACUCCAAGAGGUGACUGAUGGAAAAUAUCGACCGUCAUCCUCAACUAGUCAAUCAGUGGAAGCCGCUACACAGAACCUAAACGAGCGUUUGCUCGCUGUCUGCACCAUUAUCCACCGUGUGUGUGAGGAGUUCCCCGUUCACAGGGAAGCUCUCUGUGCUCUGUUACUGCCUUUGGAAGCAGGCACACACAGUCUCCAGGAACAGGAAGCAACAUGUGAGUGAUAUGCAAAAAGUACAAAGACCGAGAGUACUGAAGAGCAGCAGGAAACAUUUGAAACUCAGAGCCCCCUAAUUAGGCCUGAUGGAUUACGUGGAGGCAGUGGUGUCACUGUAAUACGUUCAUGAGCAGGGCAAGAUGUCUUUUGGCGAAAGGCAAGGGACACCCUGGACUGGUUGUCACAUGCACAUAAAGAGAAAGACACCCAUUCACGCUCGCCUACACGCACUGUCAACAAUGAGUGGGAAGUGAACCCAUACUGCCUGCUCAAGUCAGGCCAUCAGUGAUGCAAGUAAUUGUAGUGGGUAUAGUAUUCUGUUUUUCCUAAUUUUGUUGUCCUUCUGUUGCUGUUAUUUCUAGUCUGUCUAUACUCCUCUGCAAGUAACCACCAACUAGAUAUCUUGAACUACUGCUGGUCAUCUCAAACAGCCCGGACAAUACUUAUAUUACCGGUAAUGAGCACUAGCCCUCGGACUUGCACCCAAAAUCCGUUCACAUUUUCAUUUAUCAAUUAAUCUGAGAGUCCUGAAUCAACUCAAGGUGGUUAGGAAAUAUCAACUCAAAGUGGUUACUUUUGCCCAAAAACUUUUUUUUUUUUUGCACGGGCGGAAUUCUCAGACCCUUGACUGC
Molecule: messenger RNA, 5003 nt
Organism: Hippocampus comes (tiger tail seahorse)
Lineage: Eukaryota; Metazoa; Chordata; Actinopteri; Syngnathiformes; Syngnathidae
Product: coiled-coil domain-containing protein 40-like
Exons: 23
Coding region: 617-4378 (1253 amino acids)
Biological process (GO): heart looping; axoneme assembly; epithelial cilium movement involved in determination of left/right asymmetry
Cellular component (GO): cytoplasm; cilium
Source: RefSeq, a predicted model, not a curated record